Molecule: messenger RNA, 5049 nt
Organism: Penicillium salamii
Lineage: Eukaryota; Fungi; Ascomycota; Eurotiomycetes; Eurotiales; Aspergillaceae
Source: the annotation of a GenBank genome assembly
AUGAUGUCCGAUGACUGGAACACCAUGGUAACCCGUGACUGGGAGACCCUACCCCGAUACACCGCCACAGGUUUGGAACGGGGCAUCAUGGCAAACCGUGUCUCAUACUUCUUUGAUUGGCAUGGCCCAAGCAUGACUCUUGACACUGCGUGCUCAAGUAGUCUGGUUGCUUUGGAUCUGGCCGUGCAAAUUGUGCGCAGUGGCAAGUCCAAUGUUGCCGUCGCAGCAGGAACAAACCUGAUUCUGAGUCCUGCAAUGUACGUCUCCGAAAGUAACCUUGGUAUGCUUUCCCCCAACGGCCGUUGUGCUAUGUGGGAUACCGCAGCCGAUGGAUAUGCUCGUGGCGAGGGCGUGGCUGCCGUCAUCGUGAAAACACUUUCUCAGGCACUUGCCGACAACGAUCCGAUCGAGUGUAUUAUUCGUGAGGUUGCCGUCAACCAAGAUGGUAAGACCUCUGGCCUGACGGUGCCCAGUAACGUGGCGCAGACUGCCUUGAUCCGCGACUGCUAUUCCCGGGCUGGACUCGAUCCCGUCAACAACCUCCAAGACAGACCUCAAUUCUUCCACGCCCAUGGCACUGGUACCCAGGCCGGUGAUCCACAGGAAGCAGAGGCUAUCUCAAAUUCUCUCUUCCCUGUCGGAUCCCCUGCCGCCCAGGAUGCGGAGAACUUGUUUGUAGGUUCAAUCAAGACGGUUAUCGGUCAUACCGAGAGCACAGCCGGCCUCGCCAGCGUUAUCAGUACAUCACUUGCCAUGCAGAAUGGUGUUAUUCCACCGAACAUGCACUUUGCAAAUUUGAGUGAUCGCGUUGCACCCUUCUUCGAUCACUUGGAGAUACCUACAUCUCCAACUCCCUGGGCCGUCAAUCAUGGCCAGACGCGAAGAGCAAGCGUGAACAGCUUCGGCUUCGGUGGCACAAAUGCUCACUGCAUUCUGGAAGAAUACACGCAAAGACUCUUCUCAGCGGCCUCUGCACUGGCGUUGCGGCAAAUGAUUUCUGAUCAUCUCGAAUAUCUCAAAGGUCACCCAGAUGUUCCGAUUCUGGAAUUUGCUUACACCCUGCAAGACCGUCGCUCAACGUUGCCAUACCGGAAGGACAUUUUUGCUCCAACAGUCAAGGAUGCAAUUGUUGCACUUGAAGCUUUGGGUGCCACCGAUGCAGAAACUGAAGGCAUGAACACUCGAUUCAAAAGCCUCAACGGAUCCGCAAAGCUGUUGGGGGUAUUCACUGGCCAAGGCGCACAAUGGCCGCGAAUGGGAGCUCGCCUCAUUGUGUCGUCUCCGUUUGCUGCGUCGCGUAUUGCCGAGUUGGACAAUGCUCUCCAAACCAUUACUUCCGCUGAAGACCGACCCAGUUGGACAAUUCAUGAGGAGCUUCUCGCAUCGAAAGAAAGUUCUCGACUUGCGGAAGCAGCUCUGUCACAACCCCUGUGCUCGGCUGUGCAGAUUCUCCUGGUUGAUAUUCUUCGAGCAGCCGGAAUCACAUUUACAGCUGUAGUUGGUCACUCAUCGGGUGAGAUUGGAGCUGCUUAUGCUGCCGGUAUUGUCUCUGCCAAGGAUGCGGUCAGAAUAGCAUACUUCCGGGGUGUGCAUGCCAAACUAGCUGCCAGUCCCAGCCCCAAUGCUCCCCGCGGUGCUAUGAUGGCAGUCGCCGAAUCCCCAGAUGCGGCUCGGGUGAUUUGUGCCAAUGAUUUCCAGGGGCGCUUGCAGCUUGCAGCAAUUAAUUCUAGCUCCAGUGUUACGCUAAGUGGAGAUGAAGAUGCCAUUGACGCAGCCGAAAGUCUUUUGAAGGCGAAGGGCAUGUUUGCUCGCAAACUGAAGGUUGACACAGCCUACCACAGUGCUCAUAUGGCUUCCUGUGCCGACCCGUACUACGACUCGCUUCAGAAAUGCAAUAUUCAGCCCUUGCCGCAAUCAGCAGAGGCCGCACCUGUAUGGUAUCCAAGCGUUUACAACGGGGAGGUCAUGGAUCAAUCUCGUGUGACGAACCAAUAUUGGGUUGACAAUAUGUGUCAGACUGUUCUUUUUGCUGAUGCCCUGGUAGAGGCAGUGAAAAACAAUGGUCCUUUCGAUGUUGCCAUUGAGGUCGGUCCCCAUCCUGCUCUCAGAGGUCCCGCUACUACUACCAUCGACGGAGAGACCGCCACACCAUAUACCGGUGUUCUGGCUCGCGGUCAGAACGAUGUCGCCGAGAUUGGUAAAGCCCUUCGUUUCGUCUGGAGGCAAUGUGGUUCGAACAGCGUGCAGUUCUCUGCGGUGCAAAAAUUGCUGUCUGCCAAUGCCCAAAAGCCACUUGUCCUUGGUGACCUACCUCCGUAUCCUUUCACUCACCAAACCGACUACAGGACUGACAGUCGUCUUGCAAACCACUUCAAACACAGGAAUCCGGUUCAUGUCUCAAAUGCAGUCCUCGGAUCUCCUUGCGCGGAGGCGACCACCCCGGGAGAAUUCCAGUGGCGGAAUAUCUUGCAACAAAGCGAGAUGCCUUGGUUGAGUGGCCACGCACUGCAAGGCCAGACCGUCUUUCCGGCCACUGGAUAUGCUUCAAUGGCCCUCGAAGCUUUGAAAAAUAUCGCAUUUGAGCUACGACCUGGUGCUACAAUUUCCCUGGUCAAGCUUAUCGACCUGGAUAUUCCGCGCGCAAUCGCAUUCGAUGACGACGAUAUGAGCGUGGAAACAAUUUUCAGCGUAUCAUCGGUGACUUUAUUAGACGCCAAAAUGACUGCUGACUGGGCGUGCUAUUCCGCGGCGAGAGAUGGGACCAUUCAAUUGAAUGCCAAGGGAGGCGCGUUGGUGGAAAUGAGCUUCUCAAAGGCCGAUACACUGCCCAAUGCCAAGGCAGACCCUUACAACCUGGUUCCUGUUGAUGAAGACCAGUUCUAUGAGAGUCUGACCCGCGUGGGAUACAACUACGCCCACCCUUUCCGUGGCGUUUCGGACAUCCGUCGCAAACCCGGGUACAGCGUGGGUACCCUCUUCGAUCAGUCCGAAGAUGAUGAUCUUGUUCUUCACCCUGGGCUCUUGGAUUCAGCUCUUCAGACUGUGUUUGCGGCCUGGGCCUAUCCGGGUGAUACCCAGUUGUGGUCUCUCCACGUUCCAGUGUCAUUUUCUAGCAUUACCAUCAACCCGUACUUUACACCUCUCGGUGAUGCCGGCAAACAAGCCACCAUGGAAUACGAGUCUUCUGUCCGUGAGCAGUCAGCAGCAGGCAUUACUGGAGAUGUUUAUCUCUAUACCGAUGAUUCGAAAUACGCGUUCGUUCAAUUCCAAGGUGUGAAGCUUGUUCCUUUUGCACCUGCGGUGCCCAAGAAUGACAUGCCUAUGUUUUCUUGUUUUGGCUACGCAAUUGCGGUGCCCGACGGACAGCUUGCUGGGGCUGGCGAGACAUUGAGCGACUAUGAGGUCCAGCUUUACAAGGACGUCGACAGAAUCUCGUACUGGUACCUCCGCAACGCGUCACUUUCAAUUCCUGCCAAAGACCGUAGCGGUCUUCUAUCGCAUUACCAGAGAUACCUGGCUUGGUGCGACCGCAUGGUUAGCAUGGUCUGCAGUGGUAGUCACAACAAGGUGCCUGCUUCAUGCAACAAUGAUAAUCGUUCCGACAUCGAAGAGAUUCUUGCUUGUUAUUCCGACCGAAAGGAUGUCCGCUUCGUUCAGGUUGUCGGUGAUAAUCUGGUUCAAACUAUCAAUGACGGCAACUCGAUGUUAGAACAUAUGAACCAGGACGGUCUUCUUCGUGCUUUUUACGAAGAAGGUGCAAUUUGCUCCGGUCCGACCGGUCGCUGGCUUGCUAGGGUUCUCGCUCAAAUUUCGAAGAUUCACCCAGGCCUGAAUAUUUUUGAAGUUGGCGCGGGUACCGGAGCCACUACCUCUGCAGUUUUGGAUGCCCUGGAAGGCCGUUAUGGAUCGUACACAUUCACUGACAUUUCGAGCGGAUUUUUCAUGGCGGCUGAAGAGCGAUUCGGUCAACAAAAUGCCCACCGUAUGACGUUCAAGACAUUUGAUAUGGAGAAGGAGCCUGAAACCCAGGGAUUCUCAGAUGCGUCUUAUGAUGUGGUAGUCGCUGUAAAUGUGCUGCAUGUUUCUGCUGAUAUUAAAGCAUCUCUCUCGAACGUCCGACGCUUACUGAAGCCUGGUGGCUUCCUUGUCACAGCUGAGCUGACUUCCACAGACCUUUUUUUCAGUGGCAUGACCGUCGGCACACUCCCUGGCUGGUGGAUUGGAGCUGAAACGGGUCGCCCUUGGGGUCCGCUGUUUACACUGGGACAGUGGGACAGUGUGCUCAAGAGCACGGGCUUUGCUGGAAUUGACACCGUUAGUCCCGACAUUAGCGCUUCUCUGCCCAUGAGCGUUUUCGUGGCUCAAUCAGUAGAUGAUCGGGUGUCAUUGCUGCGCAGCCCUCUUUCCGUCAAAGUCCACCCUGCCGGAAUUCGAACCGAUGUCCUAGCGAUCAUCGGUGGAAUGACAUGGCCGGUGUACAAACUCAGCCAGGAAAUUUACGAGUCCAUGGGUAGUCGCUUCCAGUCCAAACGGCUGUUCAACACAGUGGAAGAUUUUGCUAAAUCCGACUUGGCCAAGAUGACUGAGGGAUCCAGAGGAGUCACAAUUCUGUCCCUUGCCGAUCUUGACCGACCAUACCUGGAAGAUUUGACGGCCGACAAACUGGACAGUCGCAAGACGUGCACGAAUGCCGGUGUCUUGAUUUGGGUGACAUGUGGCUCCCGCGAUGAUCAGCCUUAUAGCUCCAUGAUGACUGGCAUUGCUCGCACCAUCCGCACGGAGAGUCCUGGGUUGAACAUCCUGAUGUAUGAUCUGGAUCCCACUGUGCAGAACGGAAUCCAUUCGAGCACGGCAGCUGAUUUAUCUGCGACUGUGCACCGCCAAGUGGCUCUGGCUAACUGGGGUACCGAUUCCAUGCUCUGGUCACUAGAGCCCGAUAUUUACAUUCAGAACGGACGUCAGCUGUUCUCUCGCAUUGUUCCCGACCGCGAGAAGAAUGACAGAUACAACUCCCAGCGACGCAACAUCCUGGCUCCCGCUAACCUUUAA